AUGGCUGCGACGAGUCCACCGCCCCGGCUCCUGCAGUACAGCGUGAAGCUGCUUUUGCUCAGCGAGGAGCAGCUCCUGGAGGGGCUUCACCUCUCCAACCCCGGCCAGAAAGUGCUCCGGCUGGAGGUGCAGCCGCGGGAGGAAGACGCUGACAUGACCGUGACAGACGCUGAUGGGGUUUGUGUGUUUAAAUGCUUAGUUAACAAAGAUACUGAAUACUGUCGUGUGGGAAAAGAAUCCGUUUUGAUAACACUUGGUUACAACAGCGCCUUACUUCAAUUCAGGUCACAUUCUGAGUAUAGCACAUUUUCAAAUGCACUGAAGAACUGUAGGAAUCAGCAUAAAGAGCACUCUGUGUUCAGUCAGAGAACAGAAGAAUCCUCGGCAGCUCAAUAUUUUCAGUUUUAUGGAUGCUUAUCUCAACAACAGAAUAUGAUGCAGGAUUUUGUGAGGACGGCCACAUAUCACAGAGCAAUACUACAGAACCAUAUAGAUUUUAAAGAUAAGGUAGUCCUUGAUGUUGGAUGUGGAUCAGGAAUCCUUUCAUUUUUUGCUGUCCAAGCUGGAGCUAGAAAAGUAUAUGCUGUUGAAGCUAGCUCAGUGGCAAAAUAUGCUGAGAUUCUAGUACAAAGUAAUAACCUCUCUGAUAAGAUCAGCGUUCUGUCAGGAAAAAUAGAGGAAAUAUCCCUGCCUGAGAAUGUAGAUGUUAUUGUUUCUGAACCCAUGGGUUAUAUGCUGUUCAAUGAAAGGAUGCUGGAAAGCUAUCUGCACUCCAAGAAAUGGUUGAAGUCAAAUGGAAUGAUGUUUCCAACAUUUAGUGACAUACAUUUGGCUCCUUUUUCCGAUGAACAGCUCUACAUGGAACACUACUCCAGAGCCAAUUUUUGGUACCAGCAGUGUUUUUAUGGAGUCAAUUUGUCUAGUCUCCGCAAUGCAGCUGUGGAUGAGUACUUCAGGCAACCUAUUGUAGACACAUUUGAUAUUAGAAUUUUGAUGGCUCGGACAGUGAAAUACACUGUCAAUUUUACAGAAGCAGCAGAAGAAGAUUUGUACAGAGUGGAAAUCCCCUUUGUUUUCCAAGUGAUGCAGUCUGGGCUAAUCCAUGGCUUGGCAUUUUGGUUUGAUGUGGCAUUUGUUGGCUCACUGGUAACAGUCUGGCUAUCAACUGCUCCGACAGAACCUCUGACUCACUGGUAUCAAGUACGCUGCCUUCUUCAAACUCCACUUUUUGCCAAAGAAGGGGAAACACUUUCUGGGAAAGUUUUAUUUGUAGCAAAUAAACGGCAAAGCUACGACAUCCAGAUUGUUGCUGUAGUGGAAGAAACAGGUUUUAAAUCAGGCAAUGUCCUUGAUUUAAAGAAUCCAUUUUUUAGGUAUGCUUAGAUGAUACAAUAAACACCCGCUGGAAGAACAACCAGGAUUACAACCAAACCAAGUAGCCUAUGUGGCAUUGAAAGUGAGAAUAUUGAAAAUGCUGCUGCUUUUGUGAAAUCUGUGUGUACAUAUCAAAAGAAAAUAUUUCAUGCAGAUUAUAUAAACAGAUGAUGCUUGUGCAGUUUCCCUACUUUUUCAAACUGACAUCGCAGUUUUCAAACAUGUUCUUCUGGAAAAUUUCCCCACUGUGCUAAAGGAUAUUACCCGGGCUAGUACUUUUUCUUUAAAAUUUCUCCCAUUGAAACCACUGGGGAAAAGUAAAUGUAUAUAGCAGCCUUCCCCAAGCUGGUGCUCUCCAGAUGUUUUGAAAUACAGCUCCUAACAUAUCUGACCAUUUACCAUACCUGGUAGAAUUGAUGGGAAUUAUGGUUUGGGUGUCUGGUUGGGGAAGGCUGGUGUACAGGAUUGGAGUGUUGAAUUACAGGGCGGAAUCCAAUGUGCCAUGCCAAUUCCCAUCCACAAUUGAUACUUUCACUUGAGGAAAGAAGAUUUAGUGCUUCUAGGGACAAUCAGACAAUUCAUUUCUGAAACAGGUCAGGCUGGUGGAGCUUACAUAAGAGAAGUCUGCUGACCUGCCCCUACUGAGAAAUGAGCAUGUUGCCCAUUGUGGGGCGUCCUCUGGGAGACACUAAGGCUCUGUUGCACAAGGGGUGGGUUCUGCUUGCACAGUGGAAUGGGCUGGACCCAUCCCUUGCGCAAGAGAAUCUCAGGUGCUCAGGAGAAUCUUGAACCCUGCCUGCUGCAUUCUUGUUCUGUUUGAUCAGAAAAGCAUGAGGAUCUGAUGGGCAGGGUUUGCCUUUGAUUUCUCUCUCGAACACUGGCACACCCUGAGUUUUUGUUUCAUCCCCCACCCCACCCCACCCCACCCCACCCCACAUUAAAAAAUAUUGUUAACAAAACCUACCUCAUGUUUCUAUACAAGUAUGGAAUGUACAGAAGUAAUGUGAACAAUAUGCCAAGCUCCCACUUAGCCCUUUUUCAGUAUUUCCAGGAUAUAUUCUUGUAUCUGGAGUUUAUUCCCAGCUGACCAACCAUAAACCAUUUCUGUCUCAUAGCAAUAUGGCGCUAGGUUCAUUACCUGACUUGCAUUAUUUUAAUGGUUGGAAAAUGCAAUUCUGGACUGCCUGACUAAAUUAACAAGUCAAUCUUCACAGACACUUAGAAUAAACUUUAUGAAGAAG
This is a messenger RNA of Varanus komodoensis (Komodo dragon), 2615 nucleotides long. RefSeq names its product histone-arginine methyltransferase CARM1-like. Gene Ontology annotation, biological process: peptidyl-arginine methylation. The transcript is spliced from 13 exons. The record is from RefSeq and is a predicted model, not a curated record. Gene Ontology annotation, molecular function: protein-arginine N-methyltransferase activity. NCBI's taxonomy places the organism in Eukaryota, Metazoa, Chordata, Lepidosauria, Squamata, Varanidae. The coding region runs from base 1 to 1383 and encodes 460 amino acids.